Messenger RNA from Cydia amplana, 905 nucleotides. RefSeq lists its product as uncharacterized. Lineage: Eukaryota; Metazoa; Arthropoda; Insecta; Lepidoptera; Tortricidae. The record is from RefSeq and is a predicted model, not a curated record. The transcript has 5 exons. Bases 1 to 900 code for a protein of 299 amino acids.
AUGGCGGAUCAGGAUGAAGAUAGGCUCAAGAAAUCCCGGGAGGCCGUAGUUGUGGUUGAUGGGCAGAUGUCACCCGAGAGUAGACACAAGCCCGCGGGACAGGACGGGCCAAGUGGCGGGCCCCACAAAAAGCCAAAAGUACCUGGCAUCCCUUCCGUAGCAGAGAAGGUAAAAGAAGAUUUAGAAGAGAAGAGUUACAUAAUUUCAAAGCCAUCUGAACAAAAUAAAGUGCCUAAGGAAAUCACCAAUCAACAGGCAGCCAAGAUGCAAUCCACAAUUUCACAUAUGCCAGUUACGAAACCUUUGGAGACCAUAGAAUUAACUAAAAUACAAUCAGUAUCUACCAUGCCAAUAAUUAAACAAUGUCCCACAUUCACAUUAUCAUCAAAAAAUAUGGAUUCCAACUUCGAAAAGCGUAUCGAGACCACAUUUCCAGCAGAAAGGGGAUCUGAGCCUAAUACCGUGUCAGAAGUUACUAGACGUUUUGAGGGCAAGAUAUCAAAAAAGAAUUUGGAACCUGUUGUAUCGGGUGACGUUAAUUCUUCGGAAGAUAAAGGAUCUGAAACUAUAGAAUCGGAAUUUACUAAAAAAGUAAAACAAUCCCAACCAAUCCCUCAGGAGGUAAAGCCUCCGAUCACGAAAGCUUCCCUGGCCUCGAAGACGACAGAUGAGAGGUCAAACGAAGACAGUAUCCCAGGCGAUAUCGUUGUGCUACCUACUCGCGAAGAAACCAGGUUCUCCGUAUGGUCUGAUGACCAAGAGGCUGGCGGGCUGCCGCGCACCGAGACCAUGUCCGCGAAAAUGUCCCGCGCCGUUCGUCAGCUGAUCUGCUGCGGUGUCGCUUACUCCCCCCCGUCCGAAAACGAUAUCUCCACUACGCGACUACCGACGGGCAUCUGAAGACC